Messenger RNA from Mytilus trossulus (common blue mussel), 2655 nucleotides. RefSeq names its product multiple epidermal growth factor-like domains protein 10. The record is from RefSeq and is a predicted model, not a curated record. NCBI's taxonomy places the organism in Eukaryota, Metazoa, Mollusca, Bivalvia, Mytilida, Mytilidae. The coding region runs from base 136 to 1998 and encodes 620 amino acids. The transcript is spliced from 15 exons.
CAAUGAUUUGAUCGACGAAGAUGUGUCAUUAAACACACAAUUACCACGCUGAUGACAUACACUAGUUGUGGUUAGCUUUGAUAGUAAACUAAAGUUUGUUAUUAAAAGGAUUCGGAUUAUUUACUAAAAGUUGACAUGAUCAUGGUCAAGAAGUCAGUACAGUUAGUUAUUUGUCUACUUAGCCUUUUAACUAUAGAGUUAUGUUCAGCUGCAAAUGUUGACGAAACUUGUCCUACCGGUCCUACAGAUUGCACGGUGCCCAACUCAGAAUGUGUCAGUGGUACAUGUAAAUGUGUUGGAACUCAUUACAAAUCUAGUGCAACUGUAUGCACAUCGAAGGGCGGAUUUGGAGGAGUAUGUUUAACAGCUACCGGUGACAGUACCUGCUUAUAUUCCCUGAAAUGUACAUCAGAUACAUGUCAGUGUACAACACCUGCUAGCCAGUUCUUUGAUACUACGGAUAAUACCUGUAAAGCAAAGAUUGUAUUAGAGGCUGCAUGUGCACCUGGACCUACUAACCAAUGUGUAGAUGCUAGCGCGGAAUGUAAAGCAGACACGAACAAUGUUAAUAAAUGUCUGUGUAAAACAACUCAUUACAAAGACAGCAGUAGCGCAUGUGCUGUCAAGAUUGCAUUAGAAGCUACAUGUACGUCUGGGCUCACUGACCAAUGUAAAGACGUUAACGCUGAAUGUAAAGCAGACACUAACAGUGCUUAUAAGUGUCUAUGUAAAACAACCCAUUACAAGGACGCCAGUGGCGCAUGUGUUGCUAAGAUUGUAUUAGAAUCUGCCUGUGCAGCAGGAUCUACUGACCAAUGUCUAGACGCUAGCGCUGAAUGUAAAGUAGACACCGACAAUGCUAAUAAAUGUCUAUGUAAAACAACCCAUUACAAAGCCAGCAGUGGUUCAUGCGUUGCCAAGAUUGCAUUAGAAGCUACCUGUACAACUGGAAUUACUGACCAAUGUCUGGACGCUAGUGCUGAAUGUAAAGCAGACACUGACAGUACUAAUAAAUGUCUAUGUAAAACGACCCAUUACAAGCACACCAACGGCUCAUGCGUGGGCAAGGGCGGAUUUGGAGGAGUAUGCGUAACAGCUACCGGUGACAGUACCUGCUUAUAUUCCCUGAAAUGUGCAGAUACAUGUCAGUGUACAACACCUGCUAACCAGUUCUUUGAUGCUACUGAUAAUCUUUGUAAAGCAAAGGUUGCAUUAGAAGCUACGUGUACACCUGGGAUAACUGACCAAUGCAUAGAUACUAGCGCUGAAUGUAAAAUAGACGCUGAUAAUGCUAAAAAAUGUCUAUGUAAAACAACUCAUUUCAAAGACAGCAGUGGCGCAUGUGCUGCCAAGAUUGCCUUAGAAGCUACCUGUACACCUGGACUUACUGACCAAUGUCUGGACGCUAGUGCUGAAUGUAAACAAGAUACUGACAGUACUAAUAAAUGUCUAUGCAAGACGACCUAUUACAAGGCUUCUAAUGGCGCAUGCGUUGCCAAGGGCGGAUUUGGAGGAGUAUGCGUAACAGCUACCGGUGACAGUACCUGCUUAUAUUCCCUGAAAUGUGCAACAAAUACAUGUCAGUGUACAACACCUGCUAACCAGUUCUUUGAUUCUACGGAUAAAACUUGUAAAGCAAAAAUAGCUCUAAAUAUGGACUGCACAAUUGAAACAGACAAACCGUGUGUUGAACCAAUGGCUGUAUGUACACAACACGGAUCUGGACCCAAUAAGUGUAUGUGUGACAGUGACAGCUAUCCUUCAAACGAUAAGUGUUUUGCAAGAAAACUUCAUAAUAUUAACUGUAUGGAAAAUGGACAUGUAAAUGAGUGUGUAGUGAACGCUGAAUGCAAGAAAGUGAAUAACGAAUUUAAAUGUCAGUGUACCAAUGGAGCUGAAGAAAACGGAAAAUGUAAUGGAGUAACAGUGAUUUCAGCAAAUUUUGUGUUGACGAUUGUAUGCCUUAUUGGUUCUAUCGUAUACAUGAUCCUGAAAUAGACCUGCUUUUAGAACUUGACUAUAUUUUUUAUCUACUGCUUACUGGAUUUUAUCAACUCUUUUGUUUGUUCAUUUUUUGUAUUGAAUGUCUAGUUGAAAUUACUGCAAAAAGCUUUGAUCUCAAAACGUUCAUACAAACAAACAAAAAAAUCGAAAAACCAUUGUGUAUGUAUUCAUAUUUAAAUAAGUGAACGUUUAACUUUUUAAAACAUGUGUGAUAGGUCGAAAAUUACAAUUUUUUUUUUAAAAACGGAAAGCUACAAUUAAUUUCAAAAUUUGUUUCAACAACUUGGGACACAAUACUUUUAAAAGUUGUGGUUUGCUAUUUCAAAUAAUUACAAUAUUCUGCCAACCUGCUGUUCUUUCGUUGUCGUUUAUAGAAGAAGACAUGAAUGUAAUGUUAAUAUUUCGUUUUUAUAUCUAGAAUUAAGAUUAAUCUAGUAAAACACAAAGACGAAAUUCAAAGUUGAAUAACUGUAUUAUCAGGUUUUGUUUGCGUCGACAAUUUUUUCAUUAUUUUUAAAAUAACUCCAAUUAUUCUGUUUGACAAUCACACAAGUCAUUUAUUUUAUUUCAUAUCAUGUUUAACUUAUUUGUUUGUAUAGUAUCUUUAUAGUUUACUUUAUCUAAAAAUAUCAUUGAACUUCUUUAUUCAUA